This is a messenger RNA of Bradysia coprophila, 879 nucleotides long. RefSeq names its product endocuticle structural glycoprotein ABD-4-like. The record is from RefSeq and is a predicted model, not a curated record. NCBI's taxonomy places the organism in Eukaryota, Metazoa, Arthropoda, Insecta, Diptera, Sciaridae. Gene Ontology annotation, cellular component: chitin-based extracellular matrix. Gene Ontology annotation, molecular function: structural constituent of chitin-based larval cuticle.
AUAUAAAUAUCAAUAGAAUUUCUUUGAGAAGAUACAGUCUGUAGAGAUCGCUGUGAAAAGUGUUAAUUUAAAUAAUUUUUGUUGAUUAUUUUCGAGUUGAAGUGUAUUUUAAUUUGGAAACAUGAAAUACAUCGUACUUUUAGUAGCCUUUGCUGGAUGCUCCUUCGCCGCUCCACAAGUACAACCAACCACAGAACCGAUUCCAAUUUUAAAACAAGAACAAGAAAUCAAUUUUGACGGUUCGUACAAAUGGGCUUAUGAAACUGGGAAUGGAAUUGCAGCUGAAGAGCAGGGAUUUUUGAAGAAUGCUGGAGUACCCGACCAAGAAGCACAAGUUGCCCAAGGACAAUUUAGUUACACUGCCCCAGAUGGUCAAGUGAUUAGUCUACAAUAUAUCGCUGACGAAAAUGGAUUCCAACCACAAGGAGAACAUUUGCCAACACCACCACCAAUCCCACCAGCGAUCCAACGAGCUCUCGAAUAUUUAGCCAGUCUGCCACCAACAACAGAGGCACCGAUUCGACGACAAUAAGAAAUCUCUCAUCUGAUAAUUAACAUCUCAGAAUUAAAUUAUUUUUUGCUUUUUAUAUAUUUUUGUGAAAAAAUGUGGCUGUUUAAAUCUGUUUCAAGCAUUCUCUUGUAAAUUUGAAUUUAUUUUUACUUUUUAUAUUUUUUGAUUUAAUUUUUUCUUAAAAAUACGAUCGACCAACCUCAAUCAGUAUUUAUAAUUUCUAUUAUUUCGUCUAUGAAACACACAACCAAAUUGUAAUGUAAUUAAAUUAAAUUUUCAUUCAUUGUUUUGUUGAGAAAAGAAAUGAAUUAUUUUACAUUGAUAAUUCAGUGUUUUAUGUAAAUAAAUUGUAUAUUAAAAAAAAACAA